GCGGUACAGAUUGGAUGAGGACGUAGGGUGCAUCUCGAGCCUGGGUGGUGGACCGUGAAGGCAUCAUGACGUAAAAUCUCCGCGACACACGUGUUCCAGAAUGGCUUCGGAAAGGCUGCACUUUCACGAGCUCGGCUUAGACGACCGAGUUUUAAAGGCGAUUGCAGAUCUGGGAUGGUCGCAGCCCACUCUGAUCCAGGAGAAGGCCAUCCCUUUGGCCCUGGAGGGGAAAGACCUUCUGGCUCGGGCCCGGACUGGGUCUGGAAAGACGGCUGCUUAUGCCGUACCUGUCAUACAGCGGCUCCUGGCCUCCAAACAGAGCGUUCGUGAGCAGGACGUGAGAGCUCUGAUCCUGGUUCCAACCAAGGAGCUGGGUCAGCAGGUUCAGACCAUGAUCAGACAGUUAACAGCGUACUGCUCGCGAGACGUCCGAGUAGCCGACAUCUCUGGCAAAGCUGAUCUGUCCACACAGAGGCCCAUCUUAAUGGAGAAGCCUGACGUGGUUGUAGGGACACCGUCACGUGUGCUGGCCCACCUCAAUGCUCAGAACCUGGUCCUGCAUUCAUCUCUUGAGAUGCUGGUGGUGGACGAAGCCGACCUGGUCUUCUCCUUUGGGUUUGAGGCAGACCUGAAAAGCCUGUUGUGCCAUUUGCCCAAGAUCUACCAGUCCUUCUUGAUGUCUGCUACUCUCACAGAGGACGUUCAGGCCUUAAAGGAGCUGCUGCUGCACAACCCUGUGAUCCUGAAGCUACAGGGAUCGCUGCUGCCCGACAGCAGCCAGCUGCAGCAGUACAGCAUAAUGUGUGAGGAGGAGGUCAAGUUCCUGCUCAUCUACACGCUGCUGAAGCUGCAACUGGUUCGGGGAAAGACACUGGUCUUUGUGGGGACAGUGGACAGAUGCUACAGGCUCAAACUAUUCCUUGAACAGUUUGCUAUUCCUGCCUGCGUGCUCAAUUCAGAGCUGCCAGUCCAGUCCAGAUGUCACAUCAUCACCCAGUUCAACCAGGGGUUCUACGACUACAUUAUUGCCACAGACGAGCAUAGCUUGGCUCAUCCCACUGCUAAUUCUGAGAUAACUGCAGGCAAAGGAAAGAAGAAAGCCACAGGGAAAGGAAAGACUAAGGACAAGGAGUAUGGAGUCUCCAGAGGCGUGGACUUUCACAACGUAGCCAAUGUCAUCAACUUUGAUUUCCCCACAACCGUUGAGUCCUAUAUCCAUCGAGUUGGACGAACGGCGCGAGCAGACAACCCUGGCACCGCUCUGUCGUUCAUCUCUCGCACUGAGCUGAGUUUGCUGUCAGAGGUGGAGGAGGCUCUUACAAUAGAUAACACAGAUUGUGCUCUAAAACCUUACCAGUUUAAGAUGGAGGAGAUUGAAGGCUUCAGGUACAGGUGCAGGGAUGCCAUGCGCUCCGUGACAAAGCAGGCAGUGAGAGAGGCCAGACUGAGGGAGAUCAAACAGGAGCUGCUCAAUUCAGAGAAGCUCAAGACAUAUUUUGAGGAUAACCCUCGAGAUCUGCAGCUGCUCAGACACGACAAAGACCUCCACCCUGCUGUGGUCAAACCCCACCUGAAGAACGUACCAGAGUACCUCAUUCCUGAGACCCUGAGGGGUGUGGUGAAUCCACUUGCAAACAGAAGGAGGAAGAAGAGAAAGGUGACAACAAAACCUGAAGCAGUUGUGAAGAACAGUUUCAAGAAGAAGUCCCACGGGAAGAACCCACUGAAGAGUUUUCGAUACACAGGCGGGAGGAACAAAAAGAGCUAAGCUGACCACUAACGGAUGCAGUUGUGGAAGUGGAUCAAUCCUGGAUGUUAAACAGCACAGACAUUUACCAGGACCAUAGCUAAGGAAGAAGUUUGAACUGGGACUGUGGAUUCCUUACUUUGUUUAGGUGGUUGUGAGGGAUACAGAAUCAUUAUUGCCUGUGUUCUGGAUUCAUUAAAUAUCUUCCUCACUUUGCAAGUUUUUGUAUGUUAGUUCUGAUGAUAAUGACACUGCUGCCAUGCUAAUAUUUAGCAGCUAACAUCCAAAGUGAGAUAUCGGGUUUGAAAUUCUGUCUGCACAGACUAAACAAUGUAGAGUACAGUUAUUUAGAAACUUUAUUUCAGUCAGAUGCAUUUAGCAGUAAAGUAAAUGAGUAACACAACUUCAAAGCCUUGAAAGUAACAAAGAUGUAUAUUUAUUCUCAUGGAGACGUAACUAAAUGUAUUCUUUUAUUUUUGUCUUAUUGGAUUGGUGCCAAACAGUCUCUGCUCAGCAGAGCCUUUAUUUUCCAGAUCAUUUCCUCAUAAUGAGUUUUCUAAAACAAACGUCGCUUCUGCAUAUUAAAUUCCUCUGAAAUAUUCAA
This is a messenger RNA of Betta splendens (Siamese fighting fish), 2351 nucleotides long. RefSeq names its product DEAD (Asp-Glu-Ala-Asp) box helicase 56 (gene ddx56). Gene Ontology annotation, cellular component: nucleolus. Gene Ontology annotation, molecular function: ATP binding; RNA helicase activity; nucleic acid binding. The transcript is spliced from 14 exons. Lineage: Eukaryota; Metazoa; Chordata; Actinopteri; Anabantiformes; Osphronemidae. The record is from RefSeq and is a predicted model, not a curated record. The coding region runs from base 101 to 1768 and encodes 555 amino acids.